AAAGGAAAAUGAAGAUUGAAAAAAAUCAAGUGGGAGAAAAAAAGAAGUGAUUAAGAAAGGAAAUAUCUAUAAUCUAUCAAAUAACAACUAUGCAAAUAGAAGCGACAAUAUGUCAAUAUCAUUAACAAAGUAGUUGGAGUAGACUAGACCCGUUAAUUUCCUCUCCGGCAAAACUUCCAUGGAGGAAAAAUAAAAAACAAAUCGAUUAUUAUUGAAGAGAAGCUUUUUUUUUUUCAACACAUAGGCUAAGUAGACGCCAAGAUUCGAUUGCUUUCGGAUAACGUUACGCCACAAAGAAGAUCGAGGUUUUUCUUGCUGGAUUGGUCUCUUACUUGUAUGGACUUUAACAAGUUAUCAACUCGAUCAAGGUGGAAAGGUUUUACCAAGGGGUACUAAAUUCUUUGUGAUUAUGGAGAGGGUUUAUGAAUCAUCUAAUGGAAAUGGACCGACUAGUAAUGAUCACAUGCUUAUGAGGCACUCUCCUAAGUCUCCUUACCAAUCAUUCUCUAAGGGAUCAUUACGAUGGCUAGAUUUAAGAGUUUUCUAUGUCAGAGUAAGCAAGUGUGAAACUGAUGAAUCAACUCCUAUGCACCUUACUCUAAACCAUGUUCCUUUGAAUCCUGAUACACUUCUUGAAGUAAACGGUGUUAGAACCGGCAUCUAUUCUGAUGGCCCAUCAACCCUUCUUAGAAGGGAUAGGCUAGACAAAAAAUCGGAAGAAGCCACUUUUGUGAGCACGGAUAGCAUAAGGCUGACAGGAAGCAUGAAGUUCGAGGUUUUUAAUAAGGAUACUCUUCUUCUAUAUGGGGUUUUAGAGUUGUGUGAUAGAAAUGGUUGCACCAAAGAGUCAAAAGGAAGUGGCCCGAUGUGGAGCAUGAACUGUGAAUCAGUUAUAACUACAGGCACUGGUUUUCUCAAGACCAAACAAUUUCACAGUCCAAGUUCAACUUCACCUACAGUUGAGGUCUAUGUUGCAGGGUCAUUUUUAGGCUAUCCAAUUAUAUUAACUAGAACUUUACAGCCUAGUUUACGGAAGAAACAAAUGAAAGGGAUACUAGAUUCGAUACCGGAGCACGAUGCAACUGAAGAUCAGAAAGAAGCCAUCCCUUUUCAGAUGCUGGAUUACUUGAAUCACAAGUCAGAAAGUGAAGAACACAGGUAUCUGUAUUCAGGGUUGGACUAUUUUGAGGGGGAAGAUGGGGAGCUGUCGUGGUUCAAUGCCGGUGUGAGGGUAGGUGUCGGAAUCGGUCUAAGCAUCUGUGUGGGAAUCGGAUUAGGAGUAGGUUUGCUGGUUCGUACCUACCAAGGCACCACCCAUAACUUUCGAAGACGACUACUGUAACAAACAUUUUCACUUUGCGAAAUAAGUCCUCCAUAUUUCCCAUGGGCUAACUUAGAUGGUGUUUCUAACAUGUCUUCAUUGUGUGGAUUAGGAGCUCAUAAUUUGUGAUUAAAAAAAGGCCAUGAAAUAAAUUGGAUGUAUAUCAAUGACAAUGUAGUAAUCAAAUUAAUUUAUGUUAUGGGUUAUUUGUACCAUCAUAUUCAAGCUAA
Gossypium arboreum is the source of this 1551-nucleotide messenger RNA. RefSeq lists its product as uncharacterized. NCBI's taxonomy places the organism in Eukaryota, Viridiplantae, Streptophyta, Magnoliopsida, Malvales, Malvaceae. The transcript has 4 exons. The coding region runs from base 410 to 1342 and encodes 310 amino acids. Gene Ontology annotation, molecular function: phosphoglycerate dehydrogenase activity. The record is from RefSeq and is a predicted model, not a curated record.